Molecule: messenger RNA, 1914 nt
Organism: Entrophospora sp. SA101
Lineage: Eukaryota; Fungi; Glomeromycota; Glomeromycetes; Entrophosporales; Entrophosporaceae
Source: the annotation of a GenBank genome assembly
AUGACUGAAAAAUUUCAAUCUAUAACAGAAAAUACUUUAAACCAAAGUAAACAAUCUGAUGAAAAUAAAGAAGAAUCUAAAGAAUUAAACAAUAUGGAAAACGGUUCUACAUUGGAAGUUGAAGAAUUGGCUCGUCAUGAAAGACGUCAAGAAUUGAGAUCGGCGAAUUUGUUAGCUUGGAGACAAGGAAAGCCUGCACAAUUAUCUGCCGAACAUCAAAAAAGUUUAUUGAAAGAUAUUCAAACCUUGACAUUAGGGAAAUAUAUAUCUGAAGUAGUGGUAGCUGUGGUUGACGGUGUUCAAAAGUGUAAAUCAACUGCUGAUGUUUGGGCAGCUGUCGAAGUGAUUUCAGUUUUACAUCAAAGAUUUCCUGACACAUUUACACCUUUCUUAACUCAUACACUAGCUCGUUCUCUUGCACCUCCAUCUAAACAACAACUAGCUGCUAUGGCUGCCGAACAAAGAGAGAAGGAAGAAAUUAGUCGUAUAUCAAAACAACGUAUAUUGCUUAGAAUAGCAGGAGAGUUGUGGCUAAUGGGAGUUCUUAGGAAUGUUGAAGAUGGUAUAGCCGCGUUGAAUAGUGGAAGUGCUGCCGUAGGAUCUGGAAGUGUGAAUGGUGUUAAAGAUAAUGUCGCUGGAUUUGUUAGCUCGCCGACCAAAGGACCUAAAGAAGUCAAGGAAGCAAAAACAUCUGGUGACGGGUUCAUGUAUACAGUGUUGAAAGAUUUGCUCUCUCACGAUAGCAAACAUGUCAAUCUCCCGUUGGUUGUUUCCUUUUUGAAAUAUUUUGGCGUGGAAAUGCUUGGCACUACUUCGCGUAGAACUCAUCGUGAUACGCUGGGUAGCUCUGCUACUACGACCAACGAAGAAACAUCUACUGAAAAUCAAGUCUCAACCGAGAAAAUCGUAAAUAAUGGUGUUUCCAAACAGCAACAGCAACCAGAUAACCCUGAUCCAAUUGUCACUCCUCAAAAACGAGAACUUUUUAAAAAUUUAUUAAUCGAUUAUUUUAAAAGUAUCGAGGCUCAUCUUAUUAUGGAUCAUCAGACAAUUAAAACUUUAGACCAUAAUAAUCAUGAAUUCUAUAUCACCAAAGGUGAAGUUCCUGAAGCAACCAAGCAAAAUUACGAAAAAGUUGUCAAGUUAUUUGACAAAUUUUUACAAAAUGCUCAAUUCCUUGCUGAUUUUCUUGAUAUCGAAAUGCCUGAUUUACCUGAUGAAGAAGGAAUAACAAAAAUGUCUACAAUUAUUCGUGAUGGCACAAGCACAACUGAAAAAGAAGAAACAUUUACUAGUAGUAUCUGGGAAGAUGAGGACGCUAGAAGUUUUUAUGAGAAUCUUAUUGAUCUCAAGACGCUUGUACCUGGUGUCCUACUUGAAGUCAAAUCAAAUAAAAAAGAUGAUGGAGAUGCAGAUAAGGAUGACCCAUCUAAUUUACUUGACAAAGAUGAAAAAGAUGAUGGCGACAAGAAUAGCGAGUAUAAUUUGCCUGAAGAUUGUAAAGAUUAUGAAGCAAAAGAUUUUGAAAAAGAAAAUGAACAAGCCGAAGAAGAUACCUCAGGCAACUUAAAGAAGGAAACAGAUUCUGCAAAUAAAACAGGGACUUCUGCACAACUUGAUGCUUUGUUAUCACGUCUUCCACACAUGAUUAAUCGUGAUUUGAUUGAUCGGGCUGCAGUCGAUUUCUGUUAUUUAAAUUCUAAGGCGUCUAGAAAGAAAUUAAUCAAGACUUUAUUGGGAGUACCUCGCAUUAGAUUAGAUCUUCUUCCGUAUUACUCUCGAUUGAUUGCUACAUUAAAUCCACAUUAUCCUGAUAUAACAUCAUCAGUUUUGCAAGGGUUGGAGGGUGAAUUCAAAUCUUUACAAAGGAGAAAAACUGUUGAUUUGCUUGAAACUAAAAUUAAGGUUCAUUGA